AUUCUGUCACUAAGUGGAACUCAUUCAAUACCUUAGACCACGAGCACACCAGAGCUUUCACUGAUACAGACGUCUCUAAGCAACAAUGAAGCUCCAGAUUCUCUCUCUACUUCUCCUCAACACCUGGAUCGUCUCCGUCAACGCAGACUUCUUCCACUGUAUCUGCCAGUCAUGGUCGUUCCACACUAUCCGAUCCAAAGAGGCCUGUAUUUGGAUGAAAAACGAAUCCCUCCCCAAAGACCAAGUCACCAUAAGUCUGGUGGGUGAGAGCGGCCCGUGGGCGGGUGCGCUUACGUGUCGCAUGCUGAAUCCCGCCAAGUUUUGGGGUGCUCCCAUUUGUUGGGGACAGUAUGGCUACGACUGGCAUGAUUUCUGCAAGCCCGAGUGUAAGAACGAUGGAAAGGACGCCGAGGACUGUAUAAGGACCUACCGGUCAAUCGCCUAAUAAGAUGGCGUUUGACGCAACAUGUAUUCAAGAAAAAUGUACUUUGGUAUUAGUGAACGUCAAUGUUAUCGAGGUUUUCAAUCCUGCU
Molecule: messenger RNA, 533 nt
Organism: Colletotrichum acutatum
Lineage: Eukaryota; Fungi; Ascomycota; Sordariomycetes; Glomerellales; Glomerellaceae
Exons: 3
Coding region: 86-445 (119 amino acids)
Source: RefSeq, a predicted model, not a curated record